AUGACUGCACCAAAACCUACCACUUCAACAUCGACCUAUAUCGACCUAGAUUUCCUCACAUCCGAAGACUUUUCGCCCUAUGCUCACGCCAACAACCUUGUCACUGCGACCAAUAAUCCUUCCGAUCCCACGAUCGACCUCACAACACCGCUAUCCCGAGUCCUCUUUGAUCUCCAAGAAAUAGACUCCCACAUUCACACCCUGACGUCCCGGUCAGCCCUGGACAUACUCACGUACACCUCCUCCCAAAAUGCUGCCGCUCAACGGAUUCUCUCCCGUGUCGAAGACGAGCGUGUUCGUCUGGUCUCCAGUUAUGAACGUUUAGAGAAAGAAGUGCUGGUACGCCAUCAACGAGCGGUCGACGCCAAAACCACGGCUCAACGAAGCUGGGAAGUUCUUAGACUCGGACGCGGCGUGCAAAGAAUCCUUGGACUCGCCAGGCAAUUUGAGAUGAUCCUGGCCGAAUCAGGGCUUGGAGGCGGCACGAGGCCCGGGAAAGAAGACCAUCACGCCCUCGUCCGCGCAACGCUUUCGAUCCUCGCGUUCCGUGAUGCAAUGAGCGGGAAUGAUGGCAAUGAACUCGGGCGGAUCAACCUCGUCAAAAUAUUGCGUGGGAGAGUCUUCGAGGAUGGGGAGGCAAGGAUUCUCGACUUCGCCCGGCGGGUAGUCCGAGAAUAUUCCAUGAGCGCACUCCCAUCAGCGCCGACUAGUGGAGGAUCAGCGUCAGGUCCUACACUGCGCGAGGCGGAAGACAGUCGUGCCCGGUUUACGAGUGCAGUCCACAUUCUCUAUCUUCUCUCACCAGCGCCAAGGAUCGACGGUGAGAAGAUGACGAAGCAAGACUUCGAGCCCGAAUACUUACUUCGGGCGUUGCAAGGCUAUCUACAAACCGCCAUCACAUCAAGUUCCGCAUCAAUCGGAAGGGCGCUGGGCCAAUUACCAACGCUGGACAGAGCCUUGUUGGAAACGAGUGCAAGAUGUCAAAACGUAGCUGCCCUGGAAUCUCUCCUGCGUGGAAUAUGUGCCCCUGUACACCCUUUGCUCCGGGAGGAACCAAAGAGCGAUGUAGAGGAUAAUGACGAAGAUGAUGUCACAGACACGACAAGGGAGUCUUCUUCUGACACAUUUCUCUCUCUCCUUCUCAAUGCUCUCGAUACCGCAUCCCUUCCGUCAUACUUUUGGCGCUCUCUGGCGUCGUCAUUAUCUCCUCGUGUCGCUGAGAUCUUGAACAGAGGAGGAGUUGCUGCCCGCACGCUUCGAAGUCAACGCGACACUGUUCGGGCCGAGAUACGCGAAUGUGUACUACGAGGAUCCAAGAUGCCGAGCAGUGUUGUCUUGGGAGAUGCGAGGGCGGCAGCUAAGAGUGAGGAAGUGGUGGAGAAUUGGGAAAGGGAGGCUGCGGUCAUGGUCGGAAGUGUCGCGGGUGUCCUGGGACGAUAG
Molecule: messenger RNA, 1440 nt
Organism: Rhinocladiella mackenziei CBS 650.93
Lineage: Eukaryota; Fungi; Ascomycota; Eurotiomycetes; Chaetothyriales; Herpotrichiellaceae
Exons: 1
Coding region: 1-1440 (479 amino acids)
Biological process (GO): intra-Golgi vesicle-mediated transport
Cellular component (GO): COG complex
Source: RefSeq, a predicted model, not a curated record